Messenger RNA from Labrus bergylta (ballan wrasse), 2694 nucleotides. RefSeq names its product zinc finger protein 281a (gene znf281a). Lineage: Eukaryota; Metazoa; Chordata; Actinopteri; Labriformes; Labridae. Gene Ontology annotation, biological process: regulation of transcription by RNA polymerase II. The record is from RefSeq and is a predicted model, not a curated record. Gene Ontology annotation, molecular function: RNA polymerase II cis-regulatory region sequence-specific DNA binding; DNA-binding transcription factor activity, RNA polymerase II-specific.
UGCGCCGAGGCAAGAUGGAAGAACACAGCAGCUGCGGGAGAACAAUGUUUUGGCUUUAGAUGUUGAAACUGGACGGCUGAGGGUGAACUUCACGGGCCAAAACGGCAGGUCAUGGUCCUGCACCGAAUGUCACUGAUUGCCAUCCUGUAGUCUUCAAGUCUACUGGCAUCCACCAUGAGCAUCAUUCAGGACAAACUAGGCAAUGAAUUCCUGCACUCCAACGGGAGCAUGGACUCCAAUUUCGGCCCAGGCAUGAUUAUGUUCAGCCAUCUCCCCCCGGUGACCAGCUUCACCCGGCUGGCUGCCCACUCUGUCAUGCAGGACCUUCCGCCUCAUGAAAUGAUCCUGAAGAAGGAGCGUGACUCACCUGACUGCAGCACGGGCACCCAUGGUGGCCGCAUGGGAUGUGUAGGGGUGGGAGACUAUGUUCACACCCUGGGCAUCAAGCAGGAGAAGCUGUCAGAGCAUGAUUACCGCCUGCCUGUGUACCCUGGAGGCCUCGGGAAGAGCACAGAACUACUGGAGGUGACAGUCAGUAACAACCAGAGCCUUCUGGCGCAUGACCUCAACAUGGGCAACCUGCCGAGUCAGUUAGUAAAGGAGCCCACUGGGAGAAAAGGUCGAAGGUCAAAUGGUGAUGGGCAGGAGGGUAAACCCAGAAAGAAAAGAAGCGAGGCGAAGCAAUCGAUGAUGCUGGAUGCUGAUGGAGGCAGCAUGUCCCCGGGAACCAAGCCCCACAUCUGUGAGCACUGCGCUGCAUCUUUUAGAAGCUCAUAUCACCUUCGCAGACACGUCCUCAUACACACAGGUGAAAGACCCUUCAGAUGCAGUCAGUGCAACAUGAGUUUCAUUCAGAAGUAUCUUCUCCAGCGCCACGAGAAAAUCCACAGUGGAGAGAAGCCAUUCAGCUGUGACCAGUGUAACAUGCGCUUCAUUCAGAAGUAUCACAUGGAGAGGCACAAGAGGACGCACAGUGGAGAAAAGCCGUACAGAUGUGAGACCUGCCAACAGUAUUUUUCAAGGACAGACCGACUGCUUAAGCACAAGCGAACCUGUGGAGAAGCAAUAAAGCAGGGGCUGGAUCCCGCCAUGAUGGACAUGGGUUGUGUAGACAUGGGACAUGGCAGCUAUGGAAUCACUCAGGGAAAUGCCGGGAAUACUGGGAGGAAGAGGGGAAAGUCCAAAAACUCUGGAGAGGGAGGGGAGCGCAAGAAGAAGAAGCAGCAGGGGGAUGGAGGAGGGCUGAGGGUACCGCACAUUCAAGGGGUGGUGUCUGGAGGCUACAGCAUCCACGAAUUCUCUCUGGAGAACCAAACGGUGUCUUCCUCUACCGAGCCAGGAGCCGUCAUGCAGCAGGGCCAUCACAGCAGAUCCCCAAAGAUGGCGUUCAAGAAGGCAAAUCGUAAAGGUUUAGACAAAGCAGGUAUGGGACAGGCCAAAGCAGGCUCACUGGAGCAGACUGUGGGCAUGGACAGUCUUGGUCUAAUGCAGGGUAACGGAGCUAAAGGAGGACCCACCAGCAGCAACUAUGACGACGCCAUGCAGUUCAUCAAGAAAAGACGUUACCUUCACGCAGCAAACAAUGCAAACUCAUCCGGGCAAGUGGGAGUCGGAGGAACCAGCAGCGAGUACGAAGUCAGUAUGGGACACUUGUCUUCCCAGCAGUCAGUCAUUCAGGGUGGGAUUGAUAGUGACCCUCCUCUUAGUCUGGAUAAAUCAGGGAUCCCAGAUGAGGUGCUCCAGAGCCUCCUUGAACACUACACCCAAAAAACCGACGGCUCCCACCACGAUAUUCACUUUGACAUCAGUGACCACCAUGUGGAUUUAAACCCCGUCUCAACUGAAGGCCCUGACAUCGGCCACAAUGCUGACAACUCCAGCCCUUCUGGAGACAAGAACGUCAUGAUGAACGAAUACUCUCGCUUCUUGCUGCAAGCUUUGGAGCGCACCAGCCACAGUGCCAGCUUCCCUCUGGGCCCCGGGACCCCAUCCUCAGGACCUUUCACAAGUUCCCACUCGGGGAAUCCCAUUUAUGUCGACAAAAACAUCUACACUACGUCUCCACUGGAGUGUGGGUUUGGCCAGUCAGCAGGCUCACCUUCGCUGCCCUCCUCUGUGCCAAAGUCUCACUUUGCGAUGCUGACGAGCUCCUCGCCACAGCACGGCUUCCACCUGAGCAGCCUGGAGGCCUCCACUCACCAGCAGCUCACCCCGUCUCAGGAGCUCAGCGACCAGAUGGAUAAGCACCACUCCUCGACGCCCCCUUCCUCCUAUCAGAUCAGUCCAUCAGACCUGAGCAGCCAGAAAGACCACCGGCCUGUCAAGAACGGCACGGUGGUCUACCAUUUAGCCCCCUCGCAGGAUCUGGCCUCUCUGGACUCCUCCAAGCCUUCCUACCAGAUAGAAAACUUUGCCCAGGCCUUUGGCCGAGGCGGCUUGUCUUACGGCACUGACUCUGGCGGGGAGGUGGAUCACAGGAUACGGACAUCUGUGUCUGAAUUCUCAGGGUAUACUAGUUUGUUAUCUGAUGUCAAUGAGCCAGUAAGUACAGGUUCCAAAACUGCAACAAGCCAAAGCUACAGAUGAGAGCCUGAGAGGGGGAGAACACUCUGUUGUUAUAGCUGAUGUUCUUGUUUAAUUUUUUUUAGCGCUCCUAUUUUAUUACUAUUAUAAUUAUUAUUAUUGUUAUUAUUA